AUAAGUAUUAUGAAAAAUGCGAUGAAGCCUUUUCCAGAAAAGAUCUUUCUAAAGAAGCGUAUUGGACUGAAAUGGUCAAUAUUACUAUGAUUGUGAUGAAAAGCUUGCAUGAUCAAGUAAAUGCUUAUCUUGGAAUAAAGAAUAGCACAUCUUAUCUUAAGAUGGCAUAUGAAGAGGUAUUAUUUUCCAUCUGCUUCACUGGUAAGAAAAAAUAUUUCAGUAUAUCGCAUGAAGAUGUGGUUAAUUUUAGGGCAAAUGAUCUCUUUAUGAGAGAAAUUGAUACUGUGAAGCAAGGGAAUUCUGAGCUCUUCAGGUUUAUUGGAGAAAAGAUUAUGUGGGAGGUAAUGGGUAUCAAUAACACACGUUCAAUUCGUAAAAUUGUUAAAGACGCUCUCCGGAAUGCUAGAUUUAAGCAGUGGGAUUUUAAUCAGUUUAUUGCAAUAUUUAAAUAG
Funneliformis geosporum is the source of this 452-nucleotide messenger RNA. The record is from the annotation of a GenBank genome assembly. Lineage: Eukaryota; Fungi; Glomeromycota; Glomeromycetes; Glomerales; Glomeraceae.